CUGUUGACACGAAGCUCGGCGUACGCUAGCCCAUUUCAGCCGAACUUUGGACCAGCAAAUCCGGAGCAAAAUUGCAGAACUCGAACUUCUUUUCGGCCAACAUGGCUACUCUGGCGCGGGGUAUGACGGGAUCGGGAGGUCAGAGGUCAGGUGCCCAGCUGGCGGGAGAUUUGCGCGGGUGUUUUUGUCAGUCCAGCAACAUUUACCUCCAAAUUUGUGCGAUUUGAGCGAACAAGCACAGCUUUUUUGGUGGAGACUGAGCGAUCAGAAAUGGAUAGUGAUGAUGAUUACCCGAUGGAUUACGGGCUGGAUGCCCUCACAUCACUCAUGGAUGAGGACGACUUUGGCAAUGUGUUCGACAGGGACGAGGAAAACGCUAAAGACGAGAAACCUCCAACCCCUCCACCUAAACUCUCCUUCGAGGAUGCCAUUGCGGGGCCUUCAGUACCACAACAUAGUGGGAAGAAAAUUAGAAACACCUCUAAAGAGAAUGGAAACAGGGCUAGUACUAACUAUAAAAGCACAGAUGGUGAGAGAGAAAGACAUGGGUCUAGAAACAGUGCAAAACAAAGUGAUACUGACAGGACUGCCCAGAGUAGACAAGAAGAUGAUGAAGAUGAUGAAGCUAACAGGAGCAAAGAAGAUUUGGAAGAGGAACUACGGCAGAUGCGGGAAAAGAUGAUGAUGUUGGAACAGCAGCUGAAGAAGCAGAACUCACAAGAAGAUACAAGUCCAGCUGCCAACAAGAAGUCCACACCAUCUGCCUCCUCCACUCCCUCACAAUCCCAUCAACAGAAACAGAAGAAGGAAACAGGAAACACAAACCGUUUAGACUUCCUUACAGGACCUGCUGAAUCUUCCACUCCUUCUCAACAGUCAGAAGUAGACACCAAGAGAAAUGGAGAUCGACUCAGUUUUCUUAGGGGAGGUCCUAGUGAACUUUCUAGCACUCCAAAGCAGAAAGUCAAAACUAGUCCAAAGAGAGAAAGUCCACCAGACUCAUUCUACAGUAAAGGUAGCAGCAAGAAAAGGAUUGCACAUCAACCAAAACAAGACAGGGAAGAUGGUGGAACUCAUGGUACUGGGACACCCAGACCACUAGGCCCAUCUGUGAAGCACAACAGGAAUCCCACCGCCGGUGUCAAACGUGAACUCAGCCCCUCCGCAGACACACUGGCUCCCAAGAGAACCAAGCUGCUAGAGUCAGACCCAGUCCUGGUGGACAAGUACUCACAGAUCAGGAUAGUGAAUCCUAAGAUCUCCUCUGAGACACUGCGGUCCAAGAUGGAGGGGAGGAAGAUGGUACGGAUGUCUGUCAUCAAGUCUCACAUGAGGAAUGGAGAGAUUGAAGGAGACUGGGUCACCAUGGGUGUCCUCGUCAAGAAGAUACCUCCCAAGACUGCUAGCAAUGGUAAAACCUUCAGUAUCUGGAAGUUGAGCGACCUGCGGGACUGUUCGGUGACGAUUUCCUUCUUCCUGUUCGGUGAGGUCCACAAGAACCAGUGGAAGAACGACGAGGGCACGGUUAUAGGCUUGUGUAAUCCCAGCAUCAUGAAGGCAAGGGACAAGGGAGACACAGAUGUUGCUCUGACAGUUGAUAACCCCCUGAAGGUGAUGGUCAUGGGCAGGUCCAAAGAUCUGGGCUACUGCAAGGCCACCAAGAAGGGGGGAGGGCAGUGUGAGAACUUCGUUAACAAGGACCAAUGUGAGUACUGUGAGUACCAUGUCCACUCUCAGUACAAGAAGUCCAAGGCAAAGAGGGGAGAGUUUAACUCAGUCAUCGGGCCUCCAGAUCCCAAGAAGAAAAUACUUCAGAAGAUGAUGGGUAAGAACGAGAGCUUCAUGUAUGGAGGACACACCUACACUACCACCAGCCCUGCUGCUGUAGCCAAUAAGAAGAAGACUCAGGUGAACCUGGACUUCCUCCGUGUGACCGGGGCACGGUCCAUGGAUGCUGCUGUGAAGGCUAACAUUGUGGGCAAGAUGGAGAAGAAGAAGGAUGAGGAGACACUGAAGAAACUGGCAGCCCCUUCACAAGCCAUGCAAGAGCUGCUAUGUGCUCCAACUGUGGGGUCAAUGAACCUAAUCAAACAUCUCGGCACAGAGGAGAAAAGAGCCCAGCCUAAGAUGAAGCUAGUGUCAGCAUCAGAGUUACUGAAGAAUCACAAACAGGAAAUGUUGGACAUGAAGAAGAAACAACAGGCUAACAGACAGUCUUCAGAGGCACAGGGUGGUGCUGCUGGAACCAGUCCAGAGGUGUUUUAUCCCAAACUGGGGAAAGGGCUCAGUAACUCACAGGACAUAGUGGUGUUUGACAGUCCAUCACACAAAGUGUCCUCCUCACAAAAAGCAAUGCAACGUGCAAUAGCCAGGAUCAAAGCCAAGGGCCCCUUGACCCCAGAUAACCCCAAUGCUGUGAAAAAGAAGGUGUCACCGAAGGCUCAAGAAGCUAUCAAGUCUAAAGUAGAGGAGACCAGCUCAGGCCAAGAAGACACCCUUGCACCUACUGAAGAAGAUAAGAAGAAAGCCAAGCUGUUUGGGGAUAAAAUGGACAAGAACUCGGAGGAAUACAAAAAGCUAGUCCAAGCAAAGUCCUCUCAUUCUGGAUCACUGUCUGAGGCCCAGUUGGAAAUGCAGGAGAAGUAUUUUGCAGAGCUGGAGAAAAAGGAGCGGAUGGAGGACAAGAUGGCCACCAUUAACUAUGUGAAGUGCAAAAUUGUCACCUGCAAGAAGUGCAAGUACACCACCUUCUGUCCAUCGGAGUCCUGUAAGAAGGAGAACCACCCCUUAGUGUGGCAUGAUGGAGUCAAGCGUUUCUUCAAGUGCAUGAACUGCAGCAAGCGUUGCGUCUCUCUGCAAAGAUACCCUCAAGUGGCCUGCAGAAGCUGUGGAAGUUCCAAGUUUGAGAGAACCACAAUGUCGGCAGAGAAGAAAGGCCCCACCCUGGACUCUGAGAUACUGAAUGUACGUGGAGAGGAUGAAAUGUUCCUCAACAAGCUGUAGUUAUGCUGGAAUGGCUGAAGAAGAUUUAAAGCAUUGGAUGUAUGAGAUGCAAUUAUAGCAACCCAGCAGACCUUUAUGUCUGUAGAGUUAACGUUACAUGAUAAGGAUACCAGUAGGAGUACAAAGAUUCUAAAUUUGUCAAACUUUGCCAGAUGCUAAGAAUGACGAGAAAGAAUGGAGUAGGAAAUUUGUUGUACUAUGUAUACUCCAAUGCUGUACAUUGGAGACACAAGAGAGACAAAGAAAUUGCAUUAUUUUAUAUAGUUCUUAGCAAUUUUAUUAUAGUAAGUCCAGGAUGGUAUGGUAUUUAAGAAACGUCCAUCUAGAAAAUUCUCCUUGAAAAUUGUUUUUGUCCUCUCAUGUUAUAAGUAAGAAAGUAGAAAAUGCACUCAAUUCACAUUUUCCAAUGGCAUUAUUGUAUUUCUUGGUUUUACCAGAUAAUGAAACUCUUUAUGAAUAUCUAGCUGAUUCCUUUUUAAAUUUCUUUGAUGUUUGAACUCAAGAUUGUUAUGUAGCCUCAAGCUCAUGUAGGUGGGUUAACAUUAUUACAGGAAUAUAAACCAUUUUGCCUCCAGAUGUCCAGUCAGAAAAAUGAGACAUGGUGAUAUUCAGAGGUGUAUGUUGUUCAUAUAAGAUAUAUCCUUCAUUUGUAUGCUGCAUAUGUGGAAGAAUAAAACAGCUUAUUAAAAUCUU
Molecule: messenger RNA, 3696 nt
Organism: Branchiostoma floridae (Florida lancelet)
Lineage: Eukaryota; Metazoa; Chordata; Leptocardii; Amphioxiformes; Branchiostomatidae
Product: protein MCM10 homolog
Exons: 21
Coding region: 271-3003 (910 amino acids)
Biological process (GO): DNA replication initiation; DNA replication
Cellular component (GO): nucleus; replication fork protection complex
Molecular function (GO): DNA replication origin binding; single-stranded DNA binding
Source: RefSeq, a predicted model, not a curated record